GGCCUCAGAAUCGGGGAGGUUUCAGGCGGGUUGGGACUGCAAAGGCCUGGGCUGAGCUUUAUCCCGAAGCGUGGGAGUUGGAGGGGAAAGCCUCGGCCCCGGACCGGCGCAGGCCGCUCUCUCACGCUCCUUCCUGCCUCUGUGCCUGCUGCCAUGUGGGCCGCCCCGAGAUUAGCUUUGCGGCGGUGCGCCCGCGCCGCUGCCCCCGCGCCGCGCGCCUAUCAUGGGGACUCCGUGGCGACGCUGGGCACCCAACCGGACUCGACCUCUGCCAUCUACCAGGAAAACUACGAGCAGAUGAAAGCACUAGUAAAUCAGCUCCAUGAACGAGCACAGAACAUCAGACUGGGAGGUGGUGAGAAAGCCCGAGCACGUCACAUAUCAAGAGGAAAACUGUUACCAAGAGAAAGAGUUGACAAUCUUAUAGACCCAGGGUCUCCAUUCCUGGAAUUAUCCCAGUUUGCCGGUUACCAGUUGUAUGGUGAUGAGGAGGUCCCCGCCGGUGGCAUUAUUACAGGCAUUGGGAGAGUGUCAGGAGUAGAAUGCAUUAUUGUUGCCAAUGAUGCCACUGUCAAAGGAGGUACCUACUACCCGGUGACUGUGAAGAAACACUUACGGGCACAAGAAAUUGCGAUGCAAAACAGGCUCCCCUGCAUUUACUUGGUUGAUUCGGGAGGAGCAAACUUACCUCGACAAGCAGAAGUAUUUCCAGAUCGAGAUCACUUUGGCCGCAUAUUCUAUAAUCAGGCAGUUAUGUCUUCUAAAAGUAUUAUACAGAUAGCAGUGGUCAUGGGCUCCUGUACAGCAGGAGGAGCUUACGUGCCUGCGAUGGCUGAUGAAAACAUCAUCGUACGCAAGCAGGGUACCAUUUUCUUGGGAGGACCUCCCUUGGUUAAAGCAGCCACUGGAGAAGAGGUGUCAGCUGAGGAUCUCGGAGGUGCUGAUCUUCACUGCAGAAAGUCUGGAGUAAGUGACUACUACGCUUUGGAUGAUAACCAUGCCCUUCACUUAGCUAGGAAGAUUGUAAGGAAUCUAAAUUAUCAGAAGAAAAUGGAUGUUACCAUUGAACCUUCUGAAGAUCCUUUAUUUCCUGCUGAUGAAUUGUAUGGAAUAGUUGGUGCCAACCUUAAGAGGAACUUUGAUGUCCGAGAGGUCAUUGCUAGAAUCGUGGAUGGAAGCAGAUUCAAUGAAUUUAAAGCCUUAUAUGGAGACACAUUAGUUACAGGAUUUGCUAGAAUAUUUGGAUACCCAGUAGGUAUCGUUGGAAACAAUGGAGUUCUCUUUUCUGAAUCUGCAAAAAAGGGAGCUCAUUUUAUCCAGUUAUGCUGCCAAAGGAAUAUCCCUCUGCUGUUUCUUCAAAACAUUACUGGAUUUAUGGUUGGUAGAGAGUACGAAGCUGAAGGAAUUGCCAAGGAUGGCGCCAAGAUGGUGACUGCCGUAGCCUGUGCCAAUGUGCCAAAGAUAACUGUCAUUAUCGGGGGCUCUUACGGGGCUGGAAACUAUGGGAUGUGUGGCAGAGCAUUUAGCCCAAGAUUUCUCUACCUGUGGCCAAAUGCUCGCAUCUCAGUGAUGGGAGGAGAGCAGGCAGCUAAUGUGCUAGCGACAGUAGCAAAGGACCAAAGAGCACGGGAAGGGAAACAGUUCUCCAGUGCUGAUGAAGCAACUUUGAAAGAGCCCAUCAUUAAGAGGUUUGAAGAGGAAGGAAACCCUUACUAUUCCAGUGCAAGGCUGUGGGAUGACGGGAUUAUCGAUCCAGUGGACACCAGGCUGGUCCUGGGUCUCAGUCUUAGUGCAGCCCUCAACGCACCCAUCCAGAAGACUAACUUCGGUAUCUUGAGGAUGUAAUUGGAAUAUAAAGCAUCUUCCGUUGGACAUGUACCAAAAAUUAAUAAAUUAGUAGCCUUAAAAUUUUAGACUUUUUCAAUAUGUGGCUAUUACAGUAAAAUGGUUUUCUUAACACAGUGCAUUAUACUUUUCUACCUUUAAAAAAAGAAUCAGUGAAGAUAUUUAUUUGAUGCAGCUCAAUUCCUUGUAAAUUCUCUUAGAGAAAUUUUUCUAUGGCUCAGCUUUACCGCCCUGAAAAGGAAGAGAAUAACUUAGGGUUAUCCUUUCUAAGCCAUAAGUACUAUGAAAAGUUCUGUAAUCUGUAAAUUCCAGGUAUUGUUGAGAUUUUUAACAUAAAGUUGUAUUUCC
This is a messenger RNA of Delphinapterus leucas (beluga whale), 2193 nucleotides long. The record is from RefSeq and is a predicted model, not a curated record. Lineage: Eukaryota; Metazoa; Chordata; Mammalia; Artiodactyla; Monodontidae.